AUGAGUGCGAGUGCGAGUGGGAGUGGUGUUGAUGUGGGAGCGAAGAAGCUGGGAGAGAGGCUGUUGGUUGAGGUCCACGUUGAGGGGUUGAGCUCGGUUCUUAAAUCGCUGGGAGAAUUUGAAGUUGGGGGGAGGACGAGCAACAUCAAUCAGCCUCCAGGAAAUGGCACGUUCUUCAACAUCCCCGAACUCGAUGCCCUUCUCCCCACCUCCUCGCCUCCAACCCUCGAGCUCAUCUCACCACCAUCAACCCACCACCCCUCCGGCUCAGGAAAAACCUCCCUCCUCCACCUAAUCAUCGCCCACGCCCUACUCCCCGCCUCCAUCCCGCCCUCAAUCAGCACCGGCGGCAAAAACGCCGCAGUAAUCUACUUCGACCCCCUCCACCACCUCAGCAUCCCCCGGCUCGCAGAAACACUACUCACGCACCUAACCAGCCAAAUCCACUCCUCCAACACCCCACUCACCCCACCCCAAAAAGCGCACCUAAAAAGCAUCGUACAAACAUCCCUAUCACACCUACACAUCCUCCGCCCCACCUCCUGGCCCUCCCUCCUCUCAGCCCUCGACACCCUCCCAACCUACCUCUUCGACGCAACAAACCACAAAAGUACACACCGAAGCAUCCACACCCUCAUCCUCGACGACAUCGACGCCUUCCUCUGGCCCACGCGCAACGAACACACACACACACCCAACGCUCUCGCCGCAGCCUCCGCAGCAUUAACUUCCCGCCUCACUUCCCUCGCCUCGCAGUUCGCUUGCGCUACGAUCCUCGCUUCGCACUCUACGUCUGCGUCUGCGCUCCGGCCUGCGAUUCCUACUGCGUGGCCCCAGGGUGUGCUGACGACGAAACUCGGUGUCCGUCGCGUUGAUGUGCUGAAGUUUGCGCCGGGGAUUAGUGUCGAGGGGGCGGAGGCGGAGCGGCAGCAGCGCUGGGAGGUUGUGAGGCGGGGGCGGUUUUCGUGCUGGAGGGUUGGGCGGGAGGGGGAGGGGUUUGUGUUUUUGGUGGGGGGUGGGGUGCGGGUUGAGAGGGGGUAG
Molecule: messenger RNA, 1041 nt
Organism: Dothidotthia symphoricarpi CBS 119687
Lineage: Eukaryota; Fungi; Ascomycota; Dothideomycetes; Pleosporales; Dothidotthiaceae
Exons: 3
Coding region: 1-1041 (346 amino acids)
Biological process (GO): DNA strand invasion; double-strand break repair via homologous recombination
Cellular component (GO): replication fork; Rad51B-Rad51C-Rad51D-XRCC2 complex; centrosome
Molecular function (GO): four-way junction DNA binding
Source: RefSeq, a predicted model, not a curated record